GCACAGGGGCAAUGUAAUGGAAAAAUUGCGACGCAAGAGAUUAUUAUGUAUUUUAUUUGAUACCAGAGAUACUUUAUGAUCGAUUUCCGAAUAAGGUAGUUUUUAGUAUAAACGAUAUGUAGUUGUUUCUCAAAUGGAUUAUUUAUACUUUGUUAUAUCUAUUGCAACUCGCAAAAAAUUUAAACUAUCUCUUAUUAUCGCGCUAUCUUCAAGAUCUUAGCAGGUCUUAGUCAGUUGUGGUGCUGUUAUGAUAUUGUUGACAUUUUUGUAAAGUGAAAAAGUAGCGGUAUGUUUGUCAUUUGCAAGAACAAUGAAAUAUUUACUCUAUGAGUAAUGACCAAUGCUGCUUUGCCAAAGUGAAGAGCAACAGAGCAUUUCAUCCAUAUGACAUUUUGAAAAAUUUCAACAAAUAUAGAUAGUAUUUCUAAAAAUUGUGGAAAUGGAUAGCCUUUUCACACAAAAUAUCACAGAUGAACCAGAUGACAUACCACAGACAGAUGAACCAGUUUGGGUUCUUGGGAGAAAAUAUAAUGCCAUAAGAGGAUCUUAUAUUUCAGAACUCGACGCAAUUCGUAGCGAUAUAAGGUCUAAAUUAUGGUUCACCUAUCGUAAAGGUUUUCCAUCUAUCGGUGGCUACAAUUCUUCAUAUACAAGUGAUAGAGGCUGGGGUUGCAUGUUACGAUGUGGACAAAUGGUCCUUGGCCAAGCUUUAAUCACAUUAAACUUAGGUAGAGACUGGCAAUGGGAACCAGAGAAAAGCAAGGAUAGCACGUACCUGAAAAUUCUGGAGCGCUUUGAAGACAAAAGAACUGCCACAUACUCUAUUCAUCAAAUUGCAUUAACAGGAGAAUCUGAAGGAAAAGAAGUUGGACAGUGGUUUGGUCCCAAUACAAUAGCACAAGUAUUAAAAAAGUUAGUUGUGUAUGAUGAAUGGGACUCGAUUACAAUACACGUGGCUCUGGACAAUAUGAUAAUAAUUAAUGAUAUUUUAAAACAAUGUAGAAUAGAAGGAGGUACAACUGCAGAAGCAGAUGGUAAUAUACCACUGAAAGCACCUAACCAAUGGAAGCCUUUAUUACUUUUAAUACCUCUUCGUCUCGGAUUAAGCGAGAUUAAUCCUAUCUACAUUGAUGGGCUUAAAAAUUCAUUGAAGAUCCAACAAUCUUUAGGGAUAAUAGGAGGAAAACCCAAUUAUGCAUUGUAUAUCAUAGGAUAUGUUGGGAAUGAAAUAAUUUAUUUGGAUCCUCACACUACUCAAAGAUCAGGCAGUGUUGAAGACUCUGAGAUGGAUGCUACUUAUCAUUGCAAGUCUGCUAAUCGUAUUCCUAUCACAGGGAUAGAUCCUUCUGUAGCACUUUGUUUCUUAUGUCCAACCGAACACGAUUUUAAAUCAUUAUGUAAAUCCAUUCAAGAAGAAUUAAUCACGCCAGAAAAGCAACCUUUGCUUUACGUAUGUACAGAGAGAUUACCAAAUUGGUCACCAGUUAAAAAACCUCCAUUGGAAGCAAAAGCAGUGACAAGUUUUGUAGAUUUUGAACAUAUAGGUCUACAGUAUGAUACGUCUGAUGAAGACUUUGAACUGCUCGGUUGACAUUUAAUCGUCAAUUAAGAUCAGUCUGCGAUUUAAGAAAUAUGUAUAUAAUAACCUGGAUGGUCCGUUCAUACAUACACUACAAUAUUACUCAACUUUUCAUUGGAAAUACAUACUUGAAUUAUACUAGUGCUAUUCCAGUACUAGAAGUUGAAUAAUAAAAUUAUUUAUACCAAAUAAUUAAAAUAUUGUAUAUAUUACUUAUAUUUAAAUACUUUGGACUUGGGUGAUCUAUUCAUUGUUAAUACAUUAUACGAUUUUGGUACAAAACAAAACUGUUGUUCAUAAAGAAAUAUUCACUUCUGCAUAUAAUACAGUAUAUACU
Messenger RNA from Hylaeus volcanicus, 1916 nucleotides. It is a transcript of the gene Atg4a, whose product is annotated as cysteine protease ATG4A. NCBI's taxonomy places the organism in Eukaryota, Metazoa, Arthropoda, Insecta, Hymenoptera, Colletidae. The record is from RefSeq and is a predicted model, not a curated record. The coding region runs from base 440 to 1591 and encodes 383 amino acids. The transcript has 10 exons. Gene Ontology annotation, molecular function: protein-phosphatidylethanolamide deconjugating activity.